Molecule: messenger RNA, 2232 nt
Organism: Sorex araneus (European shrew)
Lineage: Eukaryota; Metazoa; Chordata; Mammalia; Eulipotyphla; Soricidae
Gene: LIMS2
Product: LIM zinc finger domain containing 2
Exons: 7
Coding region: 361-1473 (370 amino acids)
Biological process (GO): positive regulation of substrate adhesion-dependent cell spreading; cell-cell junction organization; positive regulation of integrin-mediated signaling pathway
Cellular component (GO): cell-cell junction; focal adhesion; cytoplasm
Source: RefSeq, a predicted model, not a curated record
CUUCCCAGCCCUCCCCUUGCUCCCAGGACCAGCCAGGCCCAUGAUCCUUGGCAGCAUCUGUGAGAAGUGGCCUUCCAAGUGAGUGCCCAGUUUCCACGAGACCCUCGCCCUUUAUGCCUUCCAGCUUCCUCCCGUCCUCGAACCCAGGGCUUGACACUCUCUCCAUCUGAAUACCCUCUGUCUCAGUUCUGUCCCUCUUACCCUGCAGCUCCUCGAGCCUCCUGCCCCAGGAAAUCCUCUCUGGAGGAGGGGUGGGUGCCCCUCCCCCUGCAGCCUUAGCCCUUAUACAAAGAGGCGCUAUGUCCAGCCUGACCCAGGGCAGGGCCUGAUGGGCCCAAGCCCAGCGAGCAGCUCUGUGCAAUGACGCUGGUGGGUCACCUUUUCUCUGCUGGUCCUGUUUGCAGUUCGAAGGCCGAAAGUACUGUGAACACGAUUUCCAGAUGCUGUUUGCUCCAUGUUGUGGAUCCUGCGGUAAGAGCUGGCGCAGCACAGUCCUCGGGCCUGGGGAGUCGGGGGCAGGGGGCUCCUCCCUCACCCCCACUCUCUGAGCACCAGCUCCAAACCCCUGCAAACAUGGCCUGCCCAGCUCUCAGAGGGCUCCUGGGACCUGGCUCAGGAAAGUCCUUCAGAGAGAGGCAGGGCGGCUGGUGCCCCACCCAGGUGAGCAGAGACCUCUCUCUUCCAGGUGAGUUCAUCAUCGGCCGAGUCAUCAAGGCCAUGAACAACAACUGGCACCCGGGCUGCUUCCGCUGUGAGCUGUGUGAUGCGGAGCUGGCUGACCUGGGCUUCGUGAAGAAUGCGGGCAGGCACCUGUGCCGGCCGUGCCACAACCGUGAGAAAGCCAAGGGCCUGGGCAAGUACAUCUGCCAGCGCUGCCACCAGGUCAUGGACGAGCAGCCCCUCAUGUACAAGAGCGACGCCUACCACCCCGACCACUUCAACUGCACCAACUGCGGGAAGGAGCUGACCGCCGAGGCCCGGGAGCUGAAGGGCGAGCUCUACUGUCUGCCCUGCCACGACAAGAUGGGCGUCCCCAUCUGCGGGGCCUGCCGCCGGCCCAUUGAGGGCCGUGUGGUCAAUGCACUGGGCAAGCAGUGGCACGUGGAGCACUUCGUCUGUGCCAAGUGUGAGAAGCCCUUCCUGGGCCACCGGCACUAUGAGAAGAAGGGCCUGGCGUACUGCGAGACCCACUACAACCAGCUCUUCGGGGACGUCUGCUACAACUGCAGCCACGUGAUCGAGGGGGACGUGGUGUCGGCCCUCAACAAGGCCUGGUGUGUGAACUGCUUCUCCUGCUCCACCUGCAACAGCAAGCUCACCCUGAAGAACAAGUUUGUGGAGUUUGACAUGAAGCCCGUCUGUAAGAAGUGUUACGAGAAGUUUCCCCUGGAGCUGAAGAAGCGGCUGAAGAAGCUGUCGGAACUGACCUCCCGCAAGACGCACCCCAAGUCUGUGGGCCUCAACUCGGCCUGAGAGGCCCCCUGCCGCCCGCCUCUCUCUUCCCGCUGCCUGUCUCUGCCUCUGCUGUCUCCGGGGUGCCGACUCCACUCCAGCCCCUGCUCCCAGGACCCCUGCAUCUGUCCCCUCUCCCACCUCCACUCCCCUCCCUCCCCUCCUCUUCCCCUUCUCCCCUCCCUGCUGCCCCUCACAGUGCUCCUCCCCUACUUUCCCCAAGGGGCACUGGGCAGAAAGAGAGAGCUGGGACCAGCCCGUGACAGCCUGGACAGGAGCACAGCAGGACCCCCAGUCACUUGGCCCUGGACAUGGGCCCCAGCUCCCAGCCCUGCCUCUCCUGACCAGAACCGUCCCUGCAGGGGACCUGGAGGCUCCCGUUUCCCUGAAGGAGCUUGGCCAGCCUCUCCCCAGCACACAGAGCACACGGCUUGUAGGGCAGCCCGGUCGUACGGAGGGAGACCUGGAGGAACGCCCUUGGCACUCUUGGCUACACACGCACUCAAACACAGAGUCCCUGCGCCCAAGCCAGCCACUGCAGCCCACGCGUCAGCAGGAGGAACGAGGGCCCUGAGGAUGAAAACUGCCUGGACCUUCCACCCCGUACCUGGGGCCUCUUUCGGCCUCCAGUGCACACCCUGUGGGUGAGGUUGGGGACUAGGUCAGAGCAGGUGGGAUGGGGUUGGGGAGGGGUGGCGCCUUGCUCCCCUCCAGACAACACAGGGCCUGGUGUUGGGAGUCGCUCUUGCACAGUGAAUGAAGCCUUCCUGAUACAAGCAC